This is a messenger RNA of Brenthis ino (lesser marbled fritillary), 390 nucleotides long. Lineage: Eukaryota; Metazoa; Arthropoda; Insecta; Lepidoptera; Nymphalidae. The record is from the annotation of a GenBank genome assembly.
AUGCCCACCGUUAUUUGGCGAUCUAAGAAUAAAUUCUCUUUAACUUUACAUGGCCUUCAACCGACGCCAAUAAACCUCCUGCAACCGAUCACACCGAACCAACACACGCAACCGAACCAGCAACCGAAACCGGCAACCAAGCUCGGAGCCACCUGGGCCGACUCUCGUAUCAAUAUUGACGUAGACAACCUUCUUGGCCCACGUUCCCCCCGAAACCCACUGCCCCCCACAAUCAACCAGCUCAAGUCGACCCCCACGAGCCCGGCACACACCCCAAACACCACCCAAAUACCCCCCAACCCCACAUGGCAGCUCAACAAUAACUUUGCCAGCUUCCCUCCAAUUAAUAAUAUCAAUAACAAUGUCUUCAACCAAGACAACCUGCUGCAA